GAUUUGUGCGGCUGUGUGUGCGUGCGUGUUUGAGAAAUGGAGAGAUAGGCUUAAAGUAUUUUCCAUUUCAUCAAAGAGCAUAUAUUACUUUCCCGGUUCGCUCCAGCGUUUGGUUUUAUGCCCACCCCUUUUCCAUCUGCCCAUGUCUGAGAUGCACAGUGCAGGCGUACAAUCAUGAGCAGCUUACGACACUCAGUGAACACUAGGUGCCUCUGCAUGCUCUACCAACAUACUGCUCGGCUGAAGGGAAAGGAUUCUUGCUGUCUCUCUGCUCUAAGCAUCACCUAACAAGCAAAGCGAACAAAGAAUGGGAAAUAAAGCUACCCUUAGCCGGUCAGUGAAUGCAUGGUAAUCUCUCUAUGGAGUAAAGGUUGUGCCGGUCAAUGGUCGUUGCAAAUGAUGGACAUUAAACAGAUUGCCAAAUCCUGUGGAGUCGUUAGUAAAGAGUUUGGAGUUUUUUUCACGCCACAGUGUUAACUGCAGAGAAAAGGACAGAGGGAGAAGGAGAAGAUCAAGCUCAUGCACAUAGUUCUGAAACUUGCAGGUCCUAGGAGUCAGCUAAAAGCUAGCUGGACAAGCCUUGAGCUCUUUGAGCAGAAGCGAAGUGAGACAUUGUGAGCUUGCCAGCCUUGCACAGCUCUGAAAGGGACCGAAUUUGUAGCACAGAGGGGUCUUUUUUAGCUCUGCAUAUAAUUAGUCCAAACACAAAGGAAGCAACUGAAUGGAGGUUGUCACUCUCUGGAAAAGGGUGGGUAAGACACUUUUUAAUUAAAUUCUUUCAUGAAGAAAGAUUUUUUUUUCUUUGCUGCAGCCUUUAACAUGAACAAAAUCACUAUCAUUUUACCUUUGAAUGUCUGUGAACUUUAAUGCUGCGCAGCUCCUGCAUGCUGUAAAGUGAAAUAUUUGGCUGUGUUUGUUCCGUUUGCUGUUUUGCUUUGGUCUGGGCAUUUUUUUUUGUUGUUGUUGUUGUUUAUUUUCUUUCUUGUUGCUAUUUUUCCUCUUAAAUAAAAUAUGAUGUAGAAUUUGAAAAGAUUCAAUGGACAUUCUCGAGCAUAUUUGGAAAUAUUCUUGCUAAUGGAUUUCCUUCUUAUCGGUCUCUGUUUAAACUGGCUGCUGAGGAAGCCCCCGGGGUUGAUAUUGUGUACGCUGGGUAUCUUUUCUAAAAUGCUUCCAGCCGUGAAUAGUGGGUGUCCACAGCUAUGUCGGUGUGAGGGCAGGCUUUUGUACUGUGAAUCACUGAAUCUCACAGAGAUGCCUCGCAACCUGUCGGGCAUGAUGGGCUUGUCUCUGCGGUACAACAGCCUUUCAGAGCUGCAUGACGGACAGUUCACAGGGUUAAUGCAGCUCACGUGGCUCUAUCUGGAUCACAAUCACAUUUGCUCAGUGGAGGGGAAUGCCUUUCAAAAAUUGCGGCGAGUUAAGGAGCUCACCCUGAGUUCCAACAAAAUCACCCAACUGCCCAACAACACGUUCCGACCCAUGCCAAACUUGCGCAGUGUGGAUUUAUCGUACAACAACCUGCAGUCGCUGGAGCCCGACCUAUUUCACGGGCUGAGAAAACUCACGACUUUGCACAUGCGGUCAAACGCCAUCAAGUUUGUGCCGGUGAGAAUUUUUCAGGACUGUCGCAGCCUGAAGUUUCUAGACAUAGGAUACAAUCAGUUAAAGAGCCUGGCUCGAAACUCUUUUGCGGGCUUGUUUAAGCUCACCGAGCUGCACCUCGAGCACAAUGACUUGGUGAAGGUGAAUUUAGCCCACUUCCCCAGGCUCAUCUCCCUGCACUCACUCUGCUUGCGACGGAAUAAAGUCACCAUCGUCGUCAACACUUUGGACUGGAUAUGGCAACUGGAAAAACUGGAUCUCUCUGGCAACGAAAUCGAAUACAUCGAACCUCAUGUCUUCGAAAGCGUGCCUCACCUCAAGUCCCUGCAGCUGGACUCCAACCGGCUGACCUACAUCGACUCGCGCAUCCUGGACUCCUGGAAGUCUCUCACGAGCAUCAGCCUGUCUGCCAACACCUGGGACUGUGGCCGCAACGUCUGUGCCCUGGCCUCAUGGCUGAGCAACUUCAAGGGCCGCUACGACAGCAACCUGCUCUGUGCUACACCCGAGUACGCGCAGGGCGAGGACGUUUUGGAUGCAGUCUAUGCUUUCCACCUGUGCGAGGACACGGUCGACCCCACCAGUGUCAACACCCUGUCCCCUGUGACCAACAACAGCGACCAAAUGUUUGGCUACGGCUCGGCGGCCGCCACGGCCUAUGUGCCAGAGGCCGAUGAGGAGCCGACAACGUACGCCAUCACCGUGACACUGCCCGGCGAAGGCGCGGAAAACGCCGUGCAGAUUCACAAGGUGGUGACGGGGACCAUGGCACUGAUUUUUAGCUUCCUCAUCGUGGUUUUAGUGUUGUACGUCUCUUGGAAAUGCUUUCCAGCCAGCAUAAGGCAGCUAAGACAGUGCUUUGUAACACAGCGCAGGAAGCAGAAGCAGAAACAGACCAUGCAUCAAAUGGCUGCCAUGUCAGCCCAGGAGUAUUAUGUUGAUUACAAACCCAACCACAUCGAGGGAGCCCUGGUGAUCAUUAAUGAGUACGGAUCUUGCUCCUGUCACCAGCAGCCAGCGAGGGAGUGCGAGGUGUGAUUUGCCUUGGGGAUUUACACAGUGUGCAACCAAAUAGCAGCGCGCAGACAGGGAGCAGAGUGGGGGGUUUGUGGGGCUUUGCUGAGGAUUUCGCGGGCACUCCUCUGCUGAAAUCACAGGAGGAGCUGCCGGCAGAACUUGAUAUUUUAGCUUUAUCAUGUCUUAAAAUCUUCAGGACAGCCAAUCUUAAGAUUUCCUAUGCUAAUACUCCCUUUGAAGAUCUGUCAAUAUUCAGGAAACUGAGAGUGUAAAAAAGGUACUGAUUAUUGAUCUUUUGUAAACUAAGGAAAAUGUUUAAAAUAAAAAAAAAUAGCAUUUACAGUUUUUACAGACUGGUGUAUAUUACCUGAAUUGUUCCCUGUAUACAAAACGCAACAGUUUAACCUUUUUUUCUCUUCAUGCCGAGUGUUGAACCAAAAGCCUGGGAGCAAAGAAGCCACGUAAAAUAGGCUGAUAAAAAUUAACCCAAUGGCUUCCUGUUGUAAUUAGUGCACAUUCACUUCCAUCAUUUUACUGGUGAUAUGAAGCACGACACCAGAAUUCUAUUUGUGUUCCUGCGCUACCUGUAACUGGAUGUUAAUGCAGCCAGUGCACUCCAGAGGGGCUGAAGUUCUGCCCAUGCCCCAGGACUGGGUGUCAAAGGGGCUUUCAAGCACAGCUCACCUGUACGUUGCUGUAAGAGCCAUAAAAACUGCAUCGUAACCCCUAGAAGUAAUUUUUCUAAAAAUCAGAUCAUAUUGCAAAGUCUUGUAAAGAAAUGAACAAGUGAAAUGCUGCUGAAAAAGUGCUAGUCAUUGUCUUCUUUAAAACAAAAGUAUGAGAAAACCCUAAGUGUAAGGGUUGCUAGCAUUUCCCACUUCUAUGCUUGCCCUGAGUUAUGACCAGAGCAAAGAAACCUUUGCUUUAUGCACUGUAGAACCACACUGAGAGGCGAGCAGGAGCAGUUUAGUGCUCACUAGUGCAACCUGUGUGGGUUUGGGGCUCUGAGUGGGACAGAACUACCCAAGCAUACUUCUGGGUUCUCUGGCAUAUGCUAGCAAAGCACGCAUUGUGCCCAUCACUGCCCUCACCAAACGGAACAGCCUGAAACCCACACAGAGGCUGAAGGCAUAGGAAUCCUCCCUACCAAUGACUGAUCCAUGGGAUUUAUGGGUAUGAUCAGUGAUUUGAUAAUGUAGAAUCACACCGCUGCUUUAUUCUGAUUGCCCUUAAAUAAAGGCUUCCUUUCCUUGCAUUUUGGAUUUUUCAUUCUAGUAACAUGAACAACCUACUGCUUGAUCUUUCAAACAACUCCCCUCAUACUAAUGAAGGUGAGGCAGUUUUAUAACACCAGGCAGAGCAUCUUGAAUUUCUCUCCAUAUAGCAUAACAUGCUAAUACAAUGCUGCAGAUAGAGAACCAGGAAACAUUUUUUUAUGCUUUGUACAUAUUUCCCUAUCCCUAAAAUGCAAGAGAGGAAAACUCCAGAAAUCUAACAGAAAUUUUAAUGGAACAUAGAGUUUUUUCAUUUUUUUUUUUCUCUUUUUUUUAGUAGCAUCCAAGUGCUAUCUACUCUUAAAAGGAUACAGCAGUCUUAUAAAGAAGAGAUUAGGCACAGCUUGUGUAAUUUUUUACUGCAUAGCAGCUUUUUAGCUGCUAAUUUUAACCAUAAAGAGUGAGCUUUAUAUUUUUCCUAACUGACACUACUUUUAAGGGUCAAAACUUAUACCUUCCUCUACUUCGUAUAUACAUCACUCUGUUUAAUAUUAAAUAUGAGAUAGUCUUCUAGUAAAAAAAAAAAAAAUAUUUAAAAUGACUAAUGUUAUCAAUGGGAUCAAUGAGAAUAUGCAUUGGGAGAGGAUUCAUCAGGGGAAUUUUAAUAAAAAUAGACCUUUUAAAUGAAAGCCACUGAAAAAUUACCCCCAGGUUUGAAACCAGCUGUCAAACUGGCCCUUUAUCCGCUUAAACAACUGUGCAUUUCUGUUUCUUUGCCUCAAACACACAGGGGCCUUAUCCAUCCCCAAAUUCUCAAUAUAGGAACUCUCAAUAGAGGAACUUAUGAGCAAAGGUACUGUAGGUAACACGAGAAAUUAUUUCAUGCCAUGCUGACUGAGACCAGAAAUGUGUAUUUUCCCCUUUAAAUCCCUCUCCGAAAUCAACUCAGAUCUAAGGUUAACUUCAGACUACGUUAUACAUUCCUCAAAUCAACAUCCAGCACUGCAAUCAGAAGGACUGAUUACAGCUAAAUGCCAGAAAGCUUCCAAAUCCAACCAAGACAUUGGAACAUAUUGUCUACAUAUGGUUAAAAAAAGAAAAGGAAAAAACAACAAACAAAAUCUUUCUUUACAUAGUGACCCCCUGUUACUCAAAGGAAAUGUAUUAGUGCUGUCAUGUUUUUGACCCUGUAAAUCUGAUGCAAAUCUGAUACUGACAAACAAUUAUCCUGUGCUUGUAUUUCUAUGUAUUUUUCAGCAUAGCUGUGAGUUGUAUUUUAAGCACUCUCCCCUGGAAUGAUUCCUGUUGUUUAUUGGUGUUAGCAACCUCAAGCAAAGUUUGCAAGAUGUGAGCAAUUCCACCUUUGCAAUUUAUUCACCCCGUGCUUCAUGCUCGAGUGACAGCUUGAGUAAAUUGAACAGAACAUUUGGCUUUCAAGGGGCUUGAUUCCAGAAGUGAGGGCAAAUUUCAGUAUUGCCUGUUGCCAUUUCUCCUGGAGGGAGGUAAUGACCACCAAUGGUUUGCCACCCCAGCAGGAUGAUGGAUGAACCCUCCAUGUAGAGGAUAGCACUUUAUUAAACUGUCAAAAAUGAGCUGUUUCACAAUCUUCAUGCAAAAAUCUUUUAUAACGGUAAUGUCUUCUAGAGACAGCCUCCUGAUGAUCUCCAGAUAUCUGGAUACUCAUCUGCUGGUGCAAAGAAGACUGCCACCUGCUCCAUGGCACAGAGGUGCUCCGUUGCCUGCCCACAUUUAUUCUAAAAGUUGAUGUGAUAAAAACAUGGAUAAUAUAAAGGACGCAAGGAUUUCAUUUCAAUUCAGCUCUUACAAACCCAUUUAUUCAUCCUGCAACUGGCUGCUUGCAUUGGUAUAUAUGAGAAGUCUUCUAUUUGUAACGUAUUUAUGGCAACUGCAGGAAUACAUUUUCCCCUCACUAUUCCUUUCAGAUUUCAUGUUUACCAGCUGUCCAGACAUAUGUCAUUUCCUCUCUCUUGAUCCCCUUACUGUGGCUCACUCUAUGGCUCCAAAAAAAAAAAAAAAAGGAAAAAAAGGAAGAAGAAAGGGAAAAAAAAAAAAGAAAGUACUUUUGGUGUUAGCUGUGACAGUUUGUUGUUCAGAUUAUUGGGAAAUAUCAAAGGAAAUAAAAUAUUUUAAAUAGCCCCCUUUGAAUGUUCCACUUAACAUGACUAAUCUGCCUUUUAUAAUUAGGUAAUUAACUUUUUUUUUUUUUUAGUGUUCUUAACAUACAAGACAGGGUGAAAGGCAUGAGAAAGAGCCAUCGUUUUUGAGGAUGGUUAACACUAUCAGUGUUAUAGAUCUCUAAUAUGCAAUCUCUUGCUGCUAACAUCAAUACACACUCACAGUGCACCCAGUGAUGAAGGAACUGUUGCUGUGUAUGCUAUGAAUGUAUAUAAGGGAUAAUUUAUUUUCUUUUCUGUCUUUUUUCCUUUUGUUCUGUACUAAAGAAAAAAAAAAAAAAGAAAGUGAUAUGAAACCACAGAAUCAAUGCUAAUGUAUCACAUUCUGCUUCUGGCCUGAAUAUAUAAAAAUACAAAGAAAUUCUGUGUUAAAGCAGCAAAUUCCCUCCUUUACCAUGCUGUCUGAGUACUGCAGGGGGCUAGUGAAAAUGCAGCUCCAUGCUUGGGUAUUAACUGCCUUGCACAUGGGUGCAGAAAUCAUUACUGAUACCUAAGGAUAUUUUUGUAUUCUGUAGUACAUGCUCUGUGAUUCUAUGGCAAAGGUGUUGAGAGGUACUUGAAGUGCACCUAGUUGGUUGUUUUCUUUGGCUCCAGUAAAAAGCCCCUCAUUUGCUUUUGAAAUGGACUAAAUUUGUUUCUUGAACAUGUCUGGCUCUGCAUUAAUAGCGAAAGGAUGCUCUGAAUAUCCCUUCCCUCCAGCUUCUCCAGUGGUAUUCAGAAUGGCAAAUAAGUAUUAAUAAGGAAGCUUAUUAGUAGUGCUAUGAUGAUAAUAAUAAUUAAAGAAAUGAUGAGGUGACAAAAAAUGAGGCAAAGGACUGGAGAACUGAAAAGGAAAUGAAGCUGUGGUUUGGCUUCGUCUGCCUUUUCGUUUGAAAGAUGGUAAAUCUAAAGGACCAGCACAGAUGAAAACCAAGACCGAAUGUGGGUGAAGAAAGCAGUUUUAAAAUCUGUGCAAGCAGGGAUGAAACAGCUCCUGGAGAGGAAGGCACCACAGCAAACAGCUCCGUCGAACAAGAAAGAGAAAAGGAAGGGGCAAGGGCACAGAUGAAAGGGAAGAUGAAACCUGGUGAGAAGGCGAGGGGACUGCCACACACGCCAGGUAAAUGAGAUUUCUCAGUGCCUUCACCUCCCACAUGGCAAGGGCAAACAGCAGUGGUUUGAAGAAGACACCCAGCCCCUCUCUCUCUUUCUGUCUUCUCAAAAAUACACGUUUUGACGUGGGUUAGCGGGCAUAGUGAGGAUGGGUUGAUGGUUGGACUUGAUCUUAGAGGUCUUUUCCAACCUUAAUGACACUAUGAUUCUAUGUGUGUUCACUUUUCUGCUGCCUAUUCCACUACUUUUGCUGGUUGGUCUUCCUGUCUACCCUCAGCACAGCUCACCAUACACCUUCUAGAAAAUAAGGCUUUUAUAACCAACUUAUCUCAUUUUUUUUCCAUCCUUUAAGAAACAUUCAUUUACAGAGAAGGGGAUGGUGAGCUUCAGCAGAUUCUGCUGCUGAAAUACAUCCAUGCUCGUUCUCCCUCAUAUUCAGCCUCUGUAUUCAUGGCUAUUAAGACAAAACAUAUCUGAGGUAUUUUUGCUGGUUCCAAUUUAUCUUCACGCACGGAGGUUACACUUUUCCUUGACCUCCUCGACCCAUUCUAAUAUUAACAAAUUGAGAAUUUAUAUGGGUUUCUUUCCAAACACGAAGUUGAUUAGGAAUUUAGGAAACAUUGGUGAUUUAGAGAUUAACCUUUUUACAGAAUUACUGACAUAAACCAGAGCCUAUUACGCUAUUAGAAUCUACGUAAAAGAAAGCCAACUGAAAAGCAUAUUUAGAGCCACGUAAAAGACCUUCCAUCCACCAGUUUACUUCUUUUUUACAGCAGAGAAAUCUGAUGAAAGGAAAGGAGUGAGCGCAAUCCACCUCUAAAGUUAUCUAGAGGGAAGCAGGGCUAUAAAAAUAUUACAGAAACCAAGCAACAAUCUUCUGCUGGCAUGACAGAGCCUGUAAUCGGGUGGGUGGCUGUGAAGAGCCAAGCUGAAUGCUGCAGAGCACUGUAAUUUUAUUGCAGUGUGGCUGCUUUAAAGCAAACCCAUUUGCAAUGAAAUCUGUACUUCCGUGAGAACAUGGCAAUUGUUUUUGUUAUAAAGAUAACGUCACUUGUUGGCAUUCAGAAGCAAUUAUUCAGCCUUUAAGCCAAUUACUGCUCCAACUCACCCUUGCUGGUGUGACAGUUGGUUGAGAGAGGCAAACGUAGCAGGCUGCGGUGGCUAAAGAACAGCAUUGUGUGUGCCUGUGCUUGGCAAACAGCACAUAAUAUGCUGCUAAGGCACUUCUUAUUUUAAACCAUUUUGCUGCUCUCGUGUUCUUCACAUCCUCACGCAGUAACUACAGCCAGAGAUGUCCUUCAGCAUGGGUGCUAUGGGAACCCGACCGAUCCCGUGCCGUGACUGAGCUAACAAUGCCUACACCCGAGAUUUCAAAGGUAAUAGAAUUUCAUAGGCAGAGUGAAUCAAAAGUUGGUGGGAGGGACGCCCUGAAAAUCCCAAACUAAACUGCAAGAACAGCCCACAGCUGCAGAAUUCCAGAGAUUCGGAUUCCUUUAUCAGCUGCCAGCCUUGUGAAACGCAUCUGCAAUCAAACCUGUUUGCAAGCUGAGAGCAAAUCAUGCUCCUGGGAGUAAACCCAAACCUGCCUCUAACCCAAUGCCUCUGCUGACAAUUUGGCUUGCCAAGAGGUCUGGUGCAGUCCUACCCAAGCACUUCUGUGGACCAAAGGAGAUGCUAAGCUGGAUGAACAAAGAGGGGCUGCUGAGGAAUGAAAAGGAGCUGUGCUCUGAUUCUUGAAGAGAUAAUGCCAAACUGCUCAUUGGGACUAUUUGUGUUUCUUUUUUAAUUUCCUCUUUCACAAAAAAUAAGACAGGAGAAAUCUGGUGGCUUGGAGCAGAAAUGAACACUAUUUGGUUGCAUUCUCAGGGAGCCUGCUAUGUCCUCAAGCUAAUAAUCUCUAUAUAAAGGUUGUGGUUCAUUGGAAAGGCAAGAAAUACCAUAGGAUUAUGUUUUUCUCUUGUAAAAUCUUUCUACCACUUAAGUUUCUCAACCUCUGCUUCAAACAUCAUCCUUAGGAGUGUUUGUUGCUGUUGUUGUUGUUGUUUCUUCCCAAUAUAUAUUAAUUAGUAUAUGGGACAGACAGACAAAUUAAGUAACCCUUUCUACAAAUGAUUUGUGAAGAAAUUACCCAAGAACAUGUUUCCGUUUAAAGCUCACAACAGACCAAUCACACUUGUAAAUAAUUGAAUAAAUAAAUCAACACUGUAUGUUAUUUCACUGCUUUUUUAUGGGUUGUUCUGAAAUUACCAAUUAACCAUUGUAGGCUGUGCCUUUCUGUAUCUUACAGUGGCUUUUGGUGAAGACCAAAUUCUAGUUUAGAUGGAGCUCACAGCUGGCAUUUUCAUGUUAAUUUGAAUAUGUUGUUACUAAUUUGUUCAACUGAAACUAAGGAAUGACACAAUAAACAAGGCACAGUUUGACUUCUCACAUUUUAAAUGAAAAAACAAAAAACAAAAAAACCAUUUCCAAAGUGUCUUAAUAAUUUUACCUAAUUAAAAAUAUAUAGAAAACAGAUUAUUCAAAUGAUCUGUACAUAGUAACGUGAGCAAUUUGCUCUUCCAGCAUAAGAUGAAUUCAUUACUAUCCACAGUCAGAGCAAAUCUGAUGGUGUAUCCUUUAGUGAUGCAACUUCUGACACACGUUGUAUUUUAAUAUUCACUGUCAAGACAGUUUCAAGGUUAAGAAUAUAAGGAACUUUGCAGACAGUAAAAAAUAGACAAAAUGCAGUUGAAUACCACUAGGAUGGGCAUAGGGUGGGAGUAAAAGCACACAGAGAAAUCUAAAGACAAUCUGCCAAAUGUGGGAAGA
Lagopus muta (rock ptarmigan) is the source of this 9928-nucleotide messenger RNA. It is a transcript of the gene LRRTM1, whose product is annotated as leucine rich repeat transmembrane neuronal 1. The record is from RefSeq and is a predicted model, not a curated record. NCBI's taxonomy places the organism in Eukaryota, Metazoa, Chordata, Aves, Galliformes, Phasianidae. The coding region runs from base 1075 to 2640 and encodes 521 amino acids. Gene Ontology annotation, molecular function: protein binding. The transcript has 4 exons.